AUUUUUAAUUAGCGAGCGCCGAUGGCCAUGAGGAUGAGGAGGAGCUGUUCCUGGCCGGGUCUCUGCGCCUGUCGAGGCUUCGUCUUCGCACAGCUGUGGGCAGUCUCGGCCGCUUCCUGGUGGUUGCUGCCCCUGUGGACCCCGCUCUUCGACCGCUCCGACUCUCCGCUGCUGUGCACCGCGGCGCCGGGUCUCUCCCCCGGACAGCGCAGCCUGUGCCGGCGGCACUCGAACCACGCAGAGGAGGUGGCCAAUGGCGUCCAGCUGGCGCUCGACGAGUGUCGGCACCAGCUGCAGGCCUGGCGGUGGAACUGCACCACGCCCGGCGCCGAGGACACUCUGGGCCCCGUGGCUCAAUCUGGCUCGCGCGAGGCCGCCUUCGUCUCCGCCCUGAUCGCCGCCGGAGUUGUCCACGCGGUGGCGCGCGCCUGCCGCCAGGGGGCGCUGCCGGGCAGCUGCGACUGCGUCGAUGCGGCAGCGGCAAGUCUGCCGCGUGGCGCCCAGCCGGGCUGCGGGGACGACGUCAAAUACGGAUACCGGUUCGCCAGGAAGUUUGUGGACGAGAGCGAGCACGAUCGCAGGCGGCAUGGAGGAGGAGGGGAGUCUCGGCUGGAGCUCGUCCAGAUGAAUUUGCACAAUAAUAAGGCCGGCCGGCUGGCUGUGUACAAUCUGGCGUACACGCAGUGCAAGUGCCACGGGUUGACUGGCGCCUGCACGCUCAAGAUCUGCUGGCCACAGCUCGCAGACUUUCGCAAAGUUGGAAACUUUCUCAAGGAAAAGUACGACGCAAGUUCCGCCGUGCGGCUGGUGACCCACAACUGGAUUGCUCGUUCCGGGGGCGGUGGCGGCGGCGGUGCCGGUGCCGUUACCGGUGGCCGCGAAAGCGGCAAAGCGGCCCGCUGGCCGCGCCUGCACCUGGAGCCGGUGGACGAGGCGUUCGUGGCGCCCACUCCGAGCGAGCUGGUGCACGUGCACGGCAGCCCCGACUACUGCGAGCGCGACGAUGCCCGCGGCGUUCCCGGCACGGUGGGGCGGCGGUGCGACUUGCGCUCCAACGGCACCGGGGAUUGCUCGAUCAUGUGUUGCGGCAGAGGGUACAACACCGUCCGAGUGACGGUGGAGAAGCGGUGCAGAUGCAAGUUCCGGUGGUGCUGCUCCGUCAAGUGCGAGCGGUGCCCGCAGACCGUUGACCAACUCUCUUGCAAGUAGACAAGUAGACUGCAGCCGCAAGCUGCCGGGGUGGCCUCGGCUGGAGAUCGACUCCAGUCGGGGUUCAGCCGAGUCCUGCCGGGUUCGGUGAUCCGUUCAAAGUUGUUGAGGGUGCCAGCACCACGGCAUCCAGCACUACACUAUACACUACACUAUACACUACACUAUACACUACACUAUACACUACACUAUACACUACUAUACACUACACUAUACACUGCACUAUACACUACACUAUACACUACACUAUACACUACACUAUACACUACACUACACACUACUAUACA
Molecule: messenger RNA, 1496 nt
Organism: Lethenteron reissneri (Far Eastern brook lamprey)
Lineage: Eukaryota; Metazoa; Chordata; Hyperoartia; Petromyzontiformes; Petromyzontidae
Product: protein Wnt-5b-like
Biological process (GO): neuron differentiation; canonical Wnt signaling pathway; multicellular organism development
Cellular component (GO): extracellular region
Molecular function (GO): cytokine activity; frizzled binding
Source: RefSeq, a predicted model, not a curated record